GUCGACGGGAUUGGAUUGUCGGAAUUGAGCUUCUAGCUUCAGAAGUAGCAGAAGUGUGGCCGUUCGUGGGCGCUCCGUUUUGAAGCUGGGAUCAGGAUUGAGUUGUGGAUUGCUGAGGGGAGACACAUAUCUUCUUCUUCUUCUUCUUCGGUACUUGUUGGGUUGGGUUGUUGCAGAUAACCACCAAGGAGGAGAUUUUUCCCGCCACCCAAAAACACCCACAACGGGGGGGUUGGUAAGGUAUUUUUUUCUCGCUUUGCUGCUUGGUCACUAACUAUGGCUGUGGAUUACAACUUUUACCUUUCUUCGGGUGAAGUUGAUGCUGCACGGAGAGGACUCUACUACUCUAGUGAAUGGUGUUAUACUUAGUGUCCUUGCUGGGAUGCGUACUCUGGACCCAUAUCAUAUGGAAUAGCUGCGUUGUGAUUCAGCACGUCGAUGGAGGAUUCCCUGGUGAAUUGUGCUGCAUUGGCGGGUAUUCGAUUACCUAGUGCUCAGUGUUUGGAUGGGUGAAUAUUGACCGAGAUCAGGGAGGGCAAGUGAGAUUGAUUUUUCGUUGACCUUUGGUGGUGCUACGCUAUGAUUGUUGACCUUUCUAGGAUCACGGUAGCAUCUGGUGUGAAGGGGGUAAGUUGAAACGUGUUGACCGAGAUCAGGAACGCCACCUGUUCUUGACACAGCAAAUAAGGAAAACCGAAAGCAAAUUCGGAAAAUUACUCGCAAGUGAAACUAGGCUGAUUUGUUCGUGUCCUAGUCACGGUUACCCAGAUACCAACCACUCAAAAAGGAUUUCAUCAAUAAAGGAUUCACGGCACGUUUCCCCAGUGUUAAUUCGUUGAUUUGUAUUCAACCUGGAUCGUCCGGUUUGUCACUGCUCCGAGAUUCGGGCUAUCAAUUGCAAACAACAGAAGUGAUCCGGCACAAAACCUGGGACAGUGAUGUUCUAACCCUUGGGCUCCCCUCAAAAUUAUAGCCCUCUGCUGAAUUCCGUCAGCCUAAUACAACGACUGACACAGUGCCAUAAAUAAAUCCUAAACGUUUGUUCGUUUAAGUGCACCCCCUUUUCGUGAUUCAUUCGGGAAACUGUCCUGGAUUUGUGCAACAGCUCAGCUCCCAAAAGUUAUGGUGUGUGAUUGGUGCAUUCUGCUCGUGAAUUGAAUGUCGAACGUGAAUUGCCAGCACCCACAUACACACAUCAGUCAGGCGUUCAGGAAGAGUUGAAAAUUAUGCAUUUCCCCCGGCCACCAUCAUCAAUUUCGUUAUAGGUUGUGAUCGUUUGUGCUUCAGUGUUGUCCAUUGUGUGAUUCCGGUUGUUUGUGGAAAAGGGUGAGAAUAAAUACCCUCACCAUUAGCCAGAUGCCAACGACAAUUUGGCAAUCGGUACGUGGAAUGCGUGAAUGAUUAAUUAAAAAUUUAGAACCGUGCCUGGAGCGGCACACUUCUAGUGGUUUUUGGCGUGGUGUGGCGUUGCCGGAAUAGUGUUAUUGUGGAUAAACCGCAGCGCGCAGCGGAGUUCAAAUACGCAACAGCAACCAGAUCGUUCUGCCACAACAACGGAUUCCGGGACCAGGGCAAAAUUUGGGGGCCCCCGUGUGCGAAAUUUUACCUUUUUGUGUUGUGGGGCGCAUUUUUACGCCGGCCGACGAUGAAGCUGAGGCGUACCGGAGAAGAAAUUCAUAAAUACGUGGCUUUACGAGCUGCUGCCAACGCGACGCGGAGUGAUCUUAGUGCUGCUGCCGGACGCCGCCGGUUAUUGUCGUCGUCGUUGUGUUCCAAAAGCGCGUCGAUUUGUGGCCAAGUUCUGCGUUCCCUCAGUUGAGGCCAGGGCAAUCCUUGUUCUCUUGCGAGUAGUAAAGAUAUUCAAAUUAAACGGAUGAUGUCCCAUAAAUCAAGCGUUAAUAUGAAUUCCGAGCGCUGGAAUGCUUUCAUUUCCAGUCGUAAAGUGUGAUUAUACUAGAUGCAUUUGGAAUUGCGUUCGUUCGGUUCGUCUGCACAUCUGUGAUAUUUUUUGGGAGAUGGAAAGAAAAGCAAAUAGUGUCGUUCGCAGCUGAGGUUUUUGGGCCAACCGAAAUUUCAGGCAAACAAAUAAACGUUGAUAUUGGGUCCGCCAUCUGACAUACCGCCCAAAUAAAAUCCAACUCGAGCAGCAGCAGCAACGUCCUUUGGCCAGGCAAAACGUUCCACCACAAGAUACAACACAAUGUUCGUUCAACCCAACCUUAGCCAUCAGAACGGAAAUCAGUGCAUGUACAGAAGCUAUCCUGUCCUUCCACAGAAUUCCUUUCCCCAGGUCCAUCAGCCAUAUCUAUACCACUCGAUGACCCUUCCAUGACAGUACAGCCAAAAUAGACAGACCCGUAAAAACAAUUGCUAUUACUGCAACAACAACAUCAAUCUUACUUGCACCUGUCUCUCGUCGAGUGCCCUAGGAUAUUUCUACUCGACGUCACAAACCCUCAACUCAGCACCAUCGACACUUCCCAGAAGGUCCCGUAGAUCCAAUCACCACAAUCUGCCCUAUUGCUAUCCACACGGUCCCAUUCUACCCCCUUAUCCCUUCCAACAGCAUCAACAAUCACAACAUCAACAACAACAACCACAAACAAAACCACCCCCACAACAAUCUCAAGCCCAAACCCAACUCCACCCACAUCUGCUGGAAACGGCAACGAAAGCCACCAGCACCUCCUCAACCCCACCCGUUUUGCACGACAAAUCGGCCCAAGUGAACGAAACCAUGCUCGGCAUCCAGGACCAGGAGGACCCCCUAGAUUCGCCGGCCCUCUCGGCCUCCCCUCCGCCGGCCACGCCCCCUCGGCCACCCCCGGUCCGAAACGGGUGCCAACGCUGUCGGUUCAAUGCCUCGGUAAUAUCCGCUGCGUCCAGCUUGAGCCGAUCCCACCAGCAUCUGCCGGCAUCCGGAAGUGCCAGCGCCAGCAACACCCUGACUCGGGGAAACACGCACAACUCAAGCCUCCGGGAGACGUCAACUGGUGGUGCUGGUGCCGGUCGUACCAGAGCCGGAAGUGGACCGGGAACGGAUGGAAUGCCAGGGCGGAAUCAUAUUGCAACCAGCACCGGGCAGCUGCAUACGUCGGCUUCGGUGGCCAGCAAUCACCAUGCGCAGCACAACGGUGGCAUCAGCACCUAUACUGGAGGAGGCGGAGGAGGAGGAGGAUACGACCGGGGCCGGCUGCUGGAGGAGGAAGAUUCCGCGUACCCGGCACUGCUGGAACGAGAGCUGCACUCGCUGCACCGGAAUGUCCCAGCGCUACGACGUGCCGGAGUCGACACCACAGCAAUUAGACAGCACUUCUACCCGGACGGAGGCUGGGGCUGGAUCGUUUGCGGUGUAGCGUUUUUGGCCCACGUGCUCACCACAGGGUUUCAACUUUCCUACGGUUUGCUGCUGCUGUACGCGAUACGACACCUGGGUCACCAGGUGAAUACCGAAGCAGGAUGGCUUGGAGCGGCAAGUUGGGCGAUGUCCCUGCUAGCGGCCACAAUUGUUGUUGCUCUUUGCCGAAGAAAGUCCACUCGACUUACAGCGGUCCUCGGAGGAUUGGUCCUGGCGCUCGGGAUCCUGUUUACCUCUUUUGCCACCCAACUGCACCAGGUGGCGUUCAGCUACGGCGUCAUCGUCGGAGUCGGAGCGGCCAUGGUGCGGGAAUCGGCGGCCGUCAUGUUGGGCCAUUACUUCAAACGGCGGAGACAAUUUGUCGAGAUGAUUACGAUGUCGGGCGAAGGUGUUGGAGUGGCACUGUUUUCUGUGAUACUGAAGGAAGGAGUCGGGAAAAUGGGCUGGCGCCUGGGUCUUCAAGCCGUCACCGGACUGGUUUCGUUCAGCUUCUUCAUGGGCCUCCUCUAUCGGCCAGCGUCCCUCUAUCAUCCCCAGCGGCGGGCCAUCUUGCAUCUGAAAAACCAAAGGAAAAAGGUAAAAGAGAAGAAGACCCAUGUCCGGACCCCGAAGCCACCGUUUCUGGAUUUCACGCCGCUCAAAAUGCCCUCGGUGCGGAUGCUCUCGAUUUCUGCGGCCACGGCAGCGUUUGGCAUCUACUCUCCUAUCUUUUUCCUGUCCCUGCACGGUUUCACGGAAGGUUACGACAUGCAGGACCUGGUACUGCUGCAAACCUUCCUCGGACUGUCGAUAGCACUAGGAAUUGUGUUCAGCGGGUCUUCCAUCAACAAAACGCUCGAACUGUCGUUCAAAAAGAUUCGAAUAUCUCGUCAAUACGUCUGUCAGGGCUGUGUUACACUAGUUUCGUUAUCGCUGCUAAUCCUGUCGGCCGUUGCCGAUUACCGGGGACUAUGUUUUUCCGCCUGGGCCUAUGGUUUGGGUCUUGGAGGCUAUCGGUACACGCUCAAAAUGCUGGCAAUCGAGCGAAUCCGCGGCAAGUAUUUUUCAAAAGCCUGGGGCUUUAUCAAAAGUGCGGAAUCCUUGCCGGUCCUGUUCGGGGUGCCACUGUGUGCAUUCCUAAAUGAUUCGUCCCACCGUUACGGCCGGGCAGGAUAUUACAUUUGUGCUGCGAGCGCUGCCAUCUCAGCCAUCAUCCUGUUCUUCGUGGGGCACCCGGAUGGCAAGAACAUGAACUAUUCUGCUAAUGGGUCCAUUACGUCACGAUGCACGGCACCCACAUCCUCGACUGACUGUCAGCGUAUGCUGAAUCGUAGUUUCUCAUCCCAACGCUUCAACAACCAUCAGUGGUCCUAUCCGAACACACAGAGCACCAAUAUGUCCAGCGGCUAUCAUCCGGUAGGACGAGGUUCAUUCGGUUCUCAAUCGCAGCGCUGCCUGUCCAGCCAAUUCAUGAAUGGUGGCCUCGGACUGAGCGGGGGAGUGGGGAAUUCCGGACCAGCUGGUCGUAGUACCACCAAUCUUGUGGGGGCGGCGGCGGCUGGAUCUGGCCAGGCCACGCACAACCACAACUACCACAGCCCAUACUGCCAAAGCCGUGGCCAACCUCACGGUCAUCAUCAUCAUGGUCGGCUGCAUAAGAGUCUUUCAUUUGCCUUCCAGACGCCGUUCUUCGACGAUGAGGAGCGGUCUCAACCGAUGGGCGGCUGUCAGCGAAUGGGGGGCCACGGAGGCCAAUAUACGGCGGCCGAUUAUCCUCCCAGUAGGAGCUACUCACGAUGUGAAAUCCACCAUCAUGGUCAGCAUCAGCUGCAGCAGCAACAACAGCACAGUAAUCAUCAUCGGACCCCAUCGACGGUCGGGGUUCAUCCGGCGUCAUCAUCGGCCGGCGUCUACUUCUGCUCCAACGGCCUCCAGAGUAAUCCAUCGCGAAGCCGGAGUGUCCCGGAAGGACUAGCCACCGGGCAUCAACCGGAAGCCGGGCCCGACUGCCAUUCCUGGAAUCACUGCCACUGGACCACGGCCAACGGGGUCAACUUCUGUCGGCCGACGCGCCCGGUUCAAGUCGUGGAGCAAAUCACCACAUCCGUUUGACUAAAGUUUAAGGUUAUGCGAUUUUUCCUCUGCAUUUCGAUUCACCUGUUGGAAGGAUUGUUCUCGUAGUUUGUUCAACGUGUUGCGCUCAGGACAGCGAAAUUCGAAUCUCCAAAUGGUAGGCUUUCAACCGGCCUCUCAUCCACAUCAUAAAUCAACCAACAAUUUUUGGAGCCAACAUAACGCGCGGUUGUCAUAACACAUAUACUAAAAUUGGAUUGAUAAAAAAAAUCUUAUAUUUAACCCCCCACUCCAUACCAUGACUUUCUCUCUUAGUGUAGGCGAAGGGUAGCGAAUUGAGGCGGACGGAUGAAAAAAAAUAAUCAACGCCAAUAUAGCCCCCAUGAUGUAGAAAAUGAUAAAUGUGUUCAAUACACCGAAUAUAAUUAAUUGCGAAAGCGGAAACGAUCCGUGCAGCUAAACUGUGAAGCGUGCUCGAUUUAAUUAACAACCUAAGCAAGGCGAAACUCCGGCCGGAAACGACCCACCCAGAGAUCCUGGAAAAACGAAAUCGAAACUCGAUUUCAAAAUCAGGACAACCUGCCGGGAAAUUCUGCUGUGUACCCUAGAAAGAGUGAAAACCAAUUAAAAAAAAUGCAAAUCGCGCUAUCGUUUCGACAUUGAGUGUCGAAAAAGGGUGGAAAAAACAACUUUGAGAGAAACGUGAUGGCUUCAUGGCGGCGGGACUGAAGCGUAAUUCUAAAGUGUGUAUGUACGUGUCUGUAAAUAGUUCUGUUCCCAAUGGAUCACUACCAACUAGUGUGUCCAUUGUUAAAAUUAGUUAUCGAGUGCCAACCGAGCAGCGGCGUCCCAUUGAAAAUAACCGGAACCCCAGUGGAUCACACGAAUCAGCAGGAAGUUGGUCUGUAACUCUGAGUUAACUUUGAUUCAGUGCCAAGUUGAUGAUUUAUCGGGACGAAUGCAGUCAACGGCGCUAUUCGGUAGAUUAAAUUUUGGGGAUCGCAGAUUUAAUCAAACUUUGGCUGAUGGGUGAGAUACUUUGAUUGGAAAUUAGAUUGAGGUUUGAAACACUUUUUGAUUUUAGCCAUUGAAAAUCGCGUUGAAUCAGCAGUAGCUAGAUUUUUUAGGGAAAUAUCGGAAAUUUGAAUAAAAUUUAAAACCGAGCACUGAAUUUCGAGUGAUGGAUUACGAGUUGGGAAUUCCGAAUUGUGAAUUCCGAGUUUUGACUACCGUGUUUUGAAAUCCGGGUCUUGAAUUCGAGUACUGAAUUUCAAGUUCUGAAUUCCGUAUUCUGAACUCCGAAAUCUGAUUACCGAGCUCUGAAUUUCGAAUUCUGAAUUCCAGGUUCUGAAGUCCGAGUUUUGAAUCUCCAAGUUCUCAAUUUCGAGUUCUAAAUUACGAGAUCUGAAUUGUGGGUUCAAUAUUCCGUAUUCGAAACUCUAAAUUGCAUGUUCUUUGUUCUGAGUUUUUGAUUCCAAGUUCUAAAUUCCGAGUUCUAAAUUCCGAGUUCUGAAGUCCAAGUAUAUAAUUCCAAAUUCUGAAUGCUGAGUUCUGAAUUCCAAGUUAUCAAUUUCAAAUUUCUUGAUUUAAGUUCUGCAUUCCGAAUUCUGCAUUCCGAGUUUUGAAUUGCGAGUCAGAAUUACGAGUUCAAAAGUCCGAGUUCUCAAUUUCGAGUUCUGAAUUCCGAGGUUUGAAUUCCGGUUUCAAUAUUUCGCAUUCUGAACUCGAGAUUCCGAGUUUUGAAUUCCGAGAUUUGAAUUAAGAGUUUUAAAUUCCGAGUUUUUAAAAUUCCGAGUUCUAAAUUACGAGUUUUAUAUUCCGAGUUAUUAAUUCAGAGUACUAAAGCCCUAGCUCUGUAUUUCGAAUUCUGAAGUCCGAGUUCUCAAUUCCUCGGUCUAAAUUCCAAGUAUAUAAUUCCGAGUUCUGUAUUCUGAAGUCUAAGUUCUGAAUUUUGUGUUCUGAAUUCCAAGUUUUGAACGACUUCGAAUUUCUAGAUUCUUCUUUCCGAAUUCUGAGUUCCGAGUUUUGAAUUGCGAGUCUUAAUUCCGAGGUCUGAAUUCUUGGUACAAUAUUCUGUAUUCUGAACUCCAGAUUCUGAGUUUUGAAUUUCAAGAAUUGAAUUUAGAGUUUUAUAUUCCGUGUUUUUUAAUUCAGAGUUCUGAAUUCUAUGUUUUAAGUUCAAAGUUUUUAAUUACGAGUUCAAAAUUCCGAGUUCUAAAUUCCGAGUUCUAAAUUUCGAGUUCUAAAUUCCGAGUUCUAAAUUCCGAGUACUGCAGUCCGAGCUCUGAAUCCCGAAUUCCGAAUUCCAAGCUCUGCAGUUCGAGUUCUGAAUUCCUCGUCUCGAAUUUCAAGUAUAUAUUACCGAAUUCUGUAUUCCUAAGGCUGAGUUCUGACUUUUAUGUUCUGUAAAUUUGUUUUUCGGCAUAUCGGUGAAAAGUAGUUCUGAAAUUGAUAAAGAUGGAUAGAGAAGUGAGAAGAAAAUUUACAGAUGUUGAAAAGAGCGAAAGAGCAUUUUUGCGAGGAAACUUAUUAACGUACACCAUACUUUACC
Uranotaenia lowii is the source of this 7961-nucleotide messenger RNA. RefSeq lists its product as uncharacterized. Bases 2738 to 5449 code for a protein of 903 amino acids. Gene Ontology annotation, biological process: transmembrane transport. Gene Ontology annotation, molecular function: monocarboxylic acid transmembrane transporter activity. The transcript has 12 exons. The record is from RefSeq and is a predicted model, not a curated record. NCBI's taxonomy places the organism in Eukaryota, Metazoa, Arthropoda, Insecta, Diptera, Culicidae.